Molecule: messenger RNA, 1910 nt
Organism: Pieris rapae (cabbage white)
Lineage: Eukaryota; Metazoa; Arthropoda; Insecta; Lepidoptera; Pieridae
Gene: Poxm
Product: paired box protein Pax-1
Exons: 5
Coding region: 42-776 (244 amino acids)
Biological process (GO): regulation of transcription by RNA polymerase II; anatomical structure development
Molecular function (GO): DNA-binding transcription factor activity, RNA polymerase II-specific; RNA polymerase II cis-regulatory region sequence-specific DNA binding
Source: RefSeq, a predicted model, not a curated record
GUGGACUCAGUCGCAAGGCACGCACCGUGGGUGUUGGACGCAUGGUGGUGGAUCGUGAGUGUGUGUGUGGUGACAUGAUGCUGGGCGGCAUGGACAGUAAAGAAUACGGCGCCCUGCAUGCAGCAGCCGCCGCUGCAGGAUAUGCUAUGGAUGCCGAUCCAAAUGCAACCGCUAUGGGCAACACAGGAAUGGGGUCAGCUGGGGGCCAGCAAUACGGUGAGGUGAACCAGCUGGGGGGCGUUUUUGUGAACGGACGACCUUUACCUAACGCGGUUCGCCUUAGGAUUGUGGAACUUGCUCAGUUAGGGAUCAGGCCGUGUGAUAUAAGCCGACAGUUGCGAGUUUCUCAUGGAUGUGUGUCAAAGAUUCUAGCUCGGUACCACGAGACUGGUUCCAUCUUGCCCGGGGCCAUUGGGGGCUCCAAACCUCGAGUUACGACGCCUAAGGUGGUGUCCUACAUAAAGCAGUUAAAAGCCAAAGACCCAGGAAUAUUCGCUUGGGAGAUUAGGGACAGAUUACUUGCCGAUGGAGUGUGUGAUAAAUACAACGUGCCUUCCGUCUCCAGUAUUAGCCGGAUCUUAAGAAACAAGCUCGGGGGUGCCCUAUACCCCGUCCCACCUCUCUAUCCGGUGCCCCCGCAGAGAUGCUGGCCUUUGCAUCAGCCUUACGACUAUUAUAUGUACUUACAAGGUCGUCAACACGCGACAGGCGCGCCGCAUGGCCUUCCCCAUCCCCACCAGCCGACGGGGCCGCACGCGCAUGCCCACGCCAUAUGACCACCAAUCUCUCCGUUCUUGUCUAGCCCAAACCUCGUUGCAGCGCCAGCAGCUGCAAAAGUCAUGACGCCGUCUCACAUGACCGAUCCGAAUAUAUCGGUGAAUACAUCAGUGACACCAAACAGCAUUCCAGCAUCAGACAUGCCUAAUUUACCAACGCGAAUGUCAUACUGCAGAUUUGCCCACGACAAAGGUGUGAGAUGACGUCAAGUUUUACAGGAAUUUUUAUAAUGAAUUUACCAAAGGUUAGAUAGAGCAGCAAUAUUCUUUAUUGCUUUGCUGUAGUCAGCUUAUUAUUAACUCCCUCCCUAUUUGGCUUGACAUUCUACACCAUCGAUGUCAUUCGAGAUUUGUGGUCGUGAACGGAGAAAAUGACACAAGGUGGAGAUAUAUUUUAGUCGUUUGUUCAUUUUGACCAAGUAUUAAUUAAUUGUAAAUAAUCUUAUAAUAAUUUUAUCAGUUUUGCUUGUAUUAUAAAUAAUUUGAUAAUGUAAGGAUAUAGGUACAUAAUACAUAGUUAAAUUAUAUUCUGAAAAUAUUUUUAUAUGUGAAACUAAAACUUAAAAUAAGUAUAUAUUAAGUAUUAAACUUAUGUAUUCGAGUUUAAAAUAAUAAUUUGGUAUGUACAUAAUAUUUUACCUCAGCAAGGUGCGAAAUGUAAAUACCUAUUUAUUACUAAGUUUUAAUCAACUGUAACGAUUGGGCAAUCUACUUAAAUACUGAAACGUUACUUAACAAAUAUAUUUAAGUAAUGAUAAGUUAAUUAUGGCUUGUGGUGUAUUAAACUUUAUACUAUAGGUACCUACUCCUAAAUUUUGUAAAUAGCUGUCAAAGGGUCAAAGAAUCAGAAGAUUAUAAUUAUUUCAUAAUUAUUUUUAAGUUUCUUCGUUUUACACGAUCCUAUUUUUUGUUAUCUGUGGUUUGAAACUAGGAAAUGUCCGCUGAAACGAGAAAUUUGUAUUUGUUUUAAUUUAUUGGUCAACAUGAAUGUUGUAACAGAUCUUCUUGAGUGAAACGUUUAAACAUUAAUUAGAUAAGUUCUAGGUAAGUAUUACGUGUCAUAUAAAGCAAGUUCUAUUAAUUAUUAUAAAGCUGUACUUGUAUUUCGAAAAAUAAAUCUAUUUGAAACCCACA